AUGGACAAAAAGGACGAAACCGCGACUCUCAAGCCCAAGGUGACCAAUCCUCCGUCGCGGCCAGUGGCCAGGACUCCGGCUUCAAGAUUAUCUACUACGACCAGACCGGCCGCUACUUCUAAUUCUACCUCGUCGACCGCUAGACCUGCCGCUGGAAGUUCAUUGAGCAAACCGCCGGCCAGACCGACUGCUGCGAGUACGACCGUGCGAAAGACACCUGGCACAGCCUCGACCCCCUCAAUUGCAACACAUAAGAAAAGAGAAUCAGAUACGUCGGUGGAGGAGAAGCCGUCUGGCGACGAGAAGAGCAAGGAUGGCAUAUCUGCAAGACCAAAGAGGAUGUCCUUGGCUCCCUCCACGACUUCUGAUCGGGCCUCUACCUCUAGAUCGGUUGCUCCCACUCCUGCUCGACGUACCUCAAUGCAAACUGCAGCGACGUCGAGUCGACAGAACACUAGCAGCCCAGUCGGUGCGAGGAAGGUAGCUGCCACUCCGAGCACCACUCGUACCUCGGUGUCGACUCCUUCUACCGCACGAGCAAGGCCCCUCACCUCCUCAAGAAGUUUAGGCACCGGCGCUCUUGCGGACAAGAAACGCCUGAGCACGAUUCCUGCUUCUCCCGCAGUCAAGGCCGGAGUGGAAGAGCUGGAAGAAAACAAGGAAAAUGCAAAAUCGGCUGCAGAAGAGAAAGCAUCUGGGACCGCUCGUCCACCACUGGGUUCGAGGAAGUCCACCAGGUCGCUCUUGAUAGAGCAGCGAAUAAGGGAGUUCGAGCUUGUCAACAGCAUGUUGCGGGCAGCCAUGACCGCGGACGGCGCCGAUGAACAAGAACAACAGUCCAUGGAUGAUGACGCCGCAAGUAAGAUUGCGAAACUGAAGUCAGACCUUGCCAAGGUCCGGACAUUCGAAAGGACUCACGGUCGAGUACCCACAGCCGCGGAGUUAGAGGAGGUACAAUCGGUGGAUGAAGAAACACUUCCUGAAUCCGCGGUCGAAGCAGACAAACCUCAAUCGGAAAAUCUUGCGGCUGCAAUCGUAAGCGAAUUGCAGGACGACACCAGCCAAGCCCAAGUCGCCUCUUUACAGGCGGAGCUGCUUGACUUAAAGGCCAAACUGGAACGAUUCACCAAUCGCGCGGAGGAAGAGAGCGCUCGCGACUUGGAUGCUCUAGAAGAUAUCCGAACCGCGCACGCCACCGAAAUUGAACAGCUUUCAUCACUCCACGAAACGAAAGUCUCGGAAAUGGAGCGUGCACAUCAAGAAGAGCUGCGACAGCUUUCCCAGGGGCACGAUAAUAAAACAGAACAGCUUACUCUCGAACUGGCGCUUGCACAAAAGGAGAUCGAUCAGUCCAAGUCGCAACUGGAAGAACUUCGCAGUGCGGCUGCUGAGCAGGCUUCGGCGAAGGAUAGUAAUGCGCAGCUGCAAAAGGAAAUGGAGACCAAGAUCGCGACCCUCGAAGCUGACUAUCAAGCGCGGCUUGCCGAGAGCCAGGGCAAGCUUGAGGAGGUGGGCGCAGAGGUUGCGAACAAACAGCAAGAGAUCGUCCAUCAACAGGAAGAACUUGCCAAAAUCAAUGGGCAAAUAUCCCGACAAAACGAAGUCAUCCAAUCUUUGAAAAGUCAAGUUUCCGAAUUUCAACAAGCAAAGGGUGAAGAAAGCAGUGCUCAGGCAGCGCUAGUUCGUGCGCUCGAGGACCAGAUCAAAGCUCUACAGCAAGAAAAAGCUGAUGCGAACGCCGCGGCCGCCACAUCUCUUGCGGCCGCCGAGGAAGCCCACACAGCAGAAAUAGACGCCAUCAAGCGGCAAUUGAGCGACGCUCAAGAGGAACUGAAGAGUGUACAGAGCUCGCAAGAAAGCGAAGUGCAAAAAGUGUUGAAGAAAGCUGAAGCCGACUUGGCCGUCGUCAACAGCGAGCUUGAAAGCAGUAGAGUCUCGCACUCGAGUAGAAUCCAAGACCUCGAAGCUCAGUUGCAGAAGGCUAGGGAAGAAGCGGAGACGAGAGAUUCGGGUCAUGAAGAGGCUCUUGCUGCGUUGCAAAGUCAAGUAGAUGCGGCCAAAACCGCUCUCGACGAGGCUACCGCGAAUCAGGACAAAAUUUUGAAAGACUACGAGUCUCAACGCGAGUCUGCUCGAGAGGAACUUGCCGCACUGAAAUCCGCUCAUCAGAAGGAGCUCGAGAACCUUCUGUCGAGCUCACAAGCGAAACAGGAGGAAGAAGUUGUGACACUGAAAUCCGGCCAUGCUGAGCAUGUGCAACAGCUUGAGCAAAAGCUCCACGACUCGCAGAAAGAAGUAUCAGCCCUCAAGCAAACGCACUCUUCCCAAAUCAAGCAGCUGGAGAACCAGAUGAGCGCGUCCCUCAAAGAUUUGGAGUCUAUUGAAGCUGGGCAUCUGCAACAACUCGAUCGCGUGAAGUCCGAGGCAUCGGAGUCGCAACAGAAGGCCGUUGAGGAGGCCGAGAAGGUUCACAUUGAAAGGGUGCGGAAUCUGGAACAGCAGCUCAAUGCUGUUGAGGCCGAGUUGGCAGAUGCCAAAUCGACCCAUUCGAAGCAGCUUGAGGAGCUGAAGCAGCAGCGAGCUAACGAGCAUGAAAUUGCGCUGAACGCUUUGAAGGAUUCGCACGCCGCCACAGUCAAGGACUUGGAAGAUCAGCUCAAAUCUGCUCAAGAAUCUCUCGAAACAAUCAAAGGCGACCAUGCAAAGCAACUCAGCGAGUUGGAAGAGCAGAUCUCCUCUCGUCACGCCGAAACAAUAACUGCUCUAAAAGCUGAGCAUGCGCAACAGCUUGAAGAUGUGGAAAGCAAGACGAAGUCUUUGCACGAGGAAGCGCUGGACGAACUACGGUCGAGCCUCGCGGAAGAGAAGCGUCAGCUGGAAUCACAAGCAAGGUCUCUCCAACAGGAGCUGGAGGGUAACAGAUUCCAGACACAGAUGGUGAAAUCCAUUCUUGAAAACACCGAAAAGGAAGCCAAGGAAAAAGAGGACGAACUCAAUGAAGCCCUCGAGAAACUGAAAGCAGACAUGUCAACCUCGGUUAUCAAACUUGCACGAAUGAGUGAGCUCCAGAUGCAACAUGAUCAAGUAUUGGAGACGAAGAAGGCUUUGGAGGCCCAGGUGGAGGAGGACAUGGAGGCCUUGCGCGCUGAACACGGAAAGGCCCUCACCAAGCUUGAGAACACGCUGAGGGGACAACAUGAGCAAGCCAUCCAGAGGGUGCGCGAGGAGCAUACCGAAUUAAUCGAGUCCAACCAAGCCGCGAACCAGACUCGGUUCGAAGACCUUCAGAAACGAAUGAAGGAAGAACACGAUAACCAAUUGGACGAGAUCAUGAAGACGUUGGAGAGCCAAUGGAAGGCCCAAGUUGACCAACUGGAGGAGCAAAAUGCGGCCGCUAGUGCCCGCCUUGCGGAAGCCGAGAAACAACAUGAGGAAGCCUUGCGCAAAGCCAAAUCGGAGCACGAAGCCGCACUUACGCAACUGCAAGCGGAAUUGGAGACCGCGCGCAAUGCCGCUGAGUCUAGGGAGUCGUCAUCUGCACAGCUGGACGAACUUCGAACUCAACUUGAAGAAGCACAGGCACAGGCCCAAGAAGUCGAGAAAAGACACCACGAAGCAAUGGUUCUAGCACGCGAGGAGCGAGAAUCUGCUCUGGCGGCGAUCAAGCAGGAGCUCACUGAUGCAAAGGAAGCUGCGGCGCAGCGACCUGAUCCAUCCCAGCUGGAGGAAUUGAACAAGAAGUACUUGACUGCCCAAAAGGAGCUUCAUGAACUGCAAGAGAAGCAUGACCACGCGAUCCGCGAGGCGAAGACAGAAUACGACACACAACUCGAAAGAGUCCUUACCGAACUCAACGAUGCCAAACUGGCGGUGCAGGGCGCCCCAGAAUCAGAGCAUGGCGACACCAUCAAGGCGAGCCUCGAUGAAGCAAAGAAGACCAUCCUGUCACUUGAAGCCGAGCUGGAAGGAGCAAUGCUUGAGAUCGAAACCCAACGCAAUCUUGCCGAAAGUGCCCAGAAGGAAGUGGAGCGAUUCAAGGCUGAAGCUACUGCGCUUCCAAGCCCCAAGCCUGCUGGGAAGUCGGUGAAUCCCCUUUCUCCUGCAUCUCCCAAACAAGGUCUGGAAUCUAGUCGAUGGGCUAGCCCUCCAGAAGCAGCGCCUGAAGACGCCGCAGCGAGCUCCGUGGCUAACGAGACGAUGCCUGCAGCCGGUCAGGAAGAAGCUCCCGCCCCAGCAACAAACGGGAAAGGUCGUAAUGUUGCAGGCCAACUGGCGGGCAUCCAGGAGCAAAUCAAGCAACUGGACGACCUGAGUGAAGACUUUCUCGAAGAGCACCAGAAGAUGGCCGGGAUUUUGAGUCGUGUGGACGAUCAGACUCAGACUGGAACGACGGAUGUUGAACAGGACGACGAGGAUUUAGAUUAG
Fonsecaea multimorphosa CBS 102226 is the source of this 4425-nucleotide messenger RNA. RefSeq lists its product as uncharacterized. The transcript has a single exon. NCBI's taxonomy places the organism in Eukaryota, Fungi, Ascomycota, Eurotiomycetes, Chaetothyriales, Herpotrichiellaceae. Bases 1 to 4425 code for a protein of 1474 amino acids. The record is from RefSeq and is a predicted model, not a curated record.